CACGGAAUUUGCUAGACGCGUUCGAACAGUGAAAGCAGCCGCAGGUUUCCUCACCCCGCCCCAAGCCCCGCCCACCGCUCAUCUCGCGGAAGUAAUUUCCCGCUGCGCAUACUGGGAGGUGACUGCCGGAAGUGGGGCAGAAAGGGAGCAGCGGCGGAGGUUAUAAGCCAUGGCAGACCUGCAGAAUCUAGUUGAUCGCCUGGAAAAGGCAGUGGGGAAGCUGGAGCUUCUUGCAGGAGGCUCAGGAGGAGGUGGAUCUGCAGACACUGCACAGUUUGUUCAGGCCUAUGAUGCUCUUGUUAGCAGAGCUGUAGGAGAAUUUAUGAAAAUCAGCAAGGAAAUAGGUGGAGAUGUGGAGACGCAGGCUGGCCUGUUGCUUUUGGGCCUGAACAUGCAGCGUGACAUCUUGGCUAAAGCAUCUCAGUGUCAGCAGCCAGACGAGAAGGAUCUUUCUGCGAUCUUAGCUCCUCUAUCCAAACAGAUUCAGGUGGUUCAAAACUUCAGAGAGAAAAACAGGGGCAGCAAACUAUUCAAUCAUCUUUCAGCUCUCAGUGAGAGUGUUCCUGCUCUUGGAUGGGUAGCUGUGUCUCCCAAGCCUGUUCCUUAUGUGAAGGAAAUGACUGAUGCAGCAAUGUUUUACACCAACAGAAUCUUAAAGGAGUACAAGGAUGUUGAUAAGAAACAUGUAGACUGGGUCCGCUCGUAUAUGAACAUCUGGACGGAGCUUCAGAACUACAUCAAGGAACAUCAUACAACAGGCUUAAGUUGGAGAAAGACUGGCCCAAAGGCUGGACCCACCACUUCUGCACCAAGCGCUCCUUCUGCCCCCAGAGCUGGACCCCCACCUCCACCUCCCCCUCCUCCACCAGCCCCAGAAUCAGCUCCCAGUGAUGACUCUGUGGCUCGUUCCCAGCUGUUUGCACAACUUAACCAGGGAGAGAAUAUUACCAGUGCCCUAAAACAUGUGUCUGAUGAUAUGAAGACUCACAAAAACCCUUCUUUGAAGUCACAGAGUGGACCAGUCCGAAGUGGACCUAAACCAUUCACAAGUCCUAAACCGACAAACAUUGGUUCUCAUCCAGCCAAACCAGCUCCCAAGAAGGAACCUCCUGUGCUUGAAUUAGAAGGCAAGAAAUGGAGGGUGGAAAACCAGGACAAUGCAUCCAAUCUGGUGAUAAGUGACACUGAGCUUAAGCAGGUGGUCUAUGUAUACAAGUGUGUGAACAGCACCCUGCAAGUCAAGGGAAAGAUCAACUCUAUAAUUAUCGAUAGCUGCAAGAAGCUUGGCUUAGUGUUUGAAGAUGCAGUAGGUAUUGUGGAAAUCAUUAACGCUCGUGAUGUUAAAGUGCAGGUCUUGGGUAAAGUACCAACAAUAUCAAUCAAUAAGACUGAUGGCUGUCAUGUUUACCUAAGCAAGGACAGUCUCUGUUGUGAGAUUAUCAGCGCCAAAUCUUCUGAAAUGAACAUUUUGGUCCCAGGCAGUGGAGGAGAAUAUAGUGAGUUUCCUGUACCAGAACAGUUCAAGACUGUUUGGAAUGGCGAGAAGUUGGUGACAACAAUUACUGAGAUUGCAGGGUAGAGGCCGCGACCUGCCUGCAGUGACAUGGGCUGGGCACCAUGUCCUCUCCAGCCCUCUGUGUUCUCUCUGCUGCUUCUUUCUUGAGGAUUACUCUAGCUGUAGGUAGGGACCUGAUCCUCGCAGCUCUGUGCUGAUAAAUCUCCUACUGUACUACACUUAAUUAGUGCCAGAAGGCCAGAGAGCUGCUUCUUCUAAUCUGCUGUCCUACCCCUCCUGUGCCAAUUAAAAGGGAGAGGCUCUGACCAUCAAACACAAUUCUGGGUAGAGGCUGGAUGACCGGUAACAUGUUAAUUGGACCAAAGUUUAAAUGGCUUAUGAGCACUUUGUAAAUGGAUCCUGUUCAUUCCAUACAUGGAAUAAUAUAGCUCCCAGCUCCUUUAUUAUUGGCCAAUGCUUUUCAGCAUUUCCAGGGUUUACUUUUUAUACAUAACUGUCUUCAGAAAUAUGCAAUGGUUUUCCCUCUUCUCUGAAUUACUGUCCUGCCACUUCUGUACUGAUUCAUAAACUAAUGUAAUGCCAAUGUACUGAACAUUUCCAAUAUGUUGUAAGCGGGUUCUACUCCGAUAUUAAGGGAACAGGAGCAGUCCUUGCAUAGACUGUGGAAUACACACAAGUUUACAAAUCAAGCAUUUUAUUAAAGAUUGAAAGU
This is a messenger RNA of Bufo bufo (common toad), 2228 nucleotides long. RefSeq names its product cyclase associated actin cytoskeleton regulatory protein 1 (gene CAP1). NCBI's taxonomy places the organism in Eukaryota, Metazoa, Chordata, Amphibia, Anura, Bufonidae. Gene Ontology annotation, biological process: cell morphogenesis; regulation of adenylate cyclase activity; cytoskeleton organization. Gene Ontology annotation, cellular component: cytoplasm. The record is from RefSeq and is a predicted model, not a curated record. The transcript has 13 exons. Gene Ontology annotation, molecular function: actin binding; adenylate cyclase binding. Bases 170 to 1579 code for a protein of 469 amino acids.